AUGAAUAAUAAUAGUAAUAUUUUCAGGCCACCAUCAUGUCACAAAGUAUAAACUCCUUAGUUUGCCAAAGAAUAGUAAUAACCCAAAAAUGCGAAAGGAAAUAAUAGACAAGUUUUUAGAAGUAUUCUAUUAAUAUGAAAAAAACAAUAGUCUAGACAUUUAAAUUGAGUCCAAAUUUCAAGAAUAAUCUAAGUUAAAUGCCAUCUACCUAAGAUAGUACAUAAAUGGUUAAGUUUAGCAUUGGAAUAGCGACUGGCUGAUCAGACUUCAGAAAUAAAAUUACUUUAAAAUCAAAUAGCAGAGUUAAAGAAAUAAAAUGAGCUAUUAGAGUAAAGAUUGAGAAAGGCCAAUUCAGUACUUCUUAAAUUAAUUUUAGACUGUUUCUGAUUAUUGGAUUAAAGUUAAAGAUACAUAAACUAAACUCCAGCAGGUGUCAAAUAAAUUUCGAAGUAGCAGAGACAAGAAAAAAAUGUAUAAAAGGAGAAUAAUAGAUGCUUUGAAUUACUUUUAUGGUAGAUACACAGAUGCCUAAUGUAAGUGAAAUAAUGAAAAUAGAAUAGAAUGCUCCAUUUUUAUAAUUAGAGGAACUAAGAUAAAUUUUACUACAAUUAGGAAUGCAUGAAUCCAUUGUCUAAGAAAUGCAAUAUUUAAGUCAAUAAGCUCAAAAUUAGUUGAAUGUUAAUAUUGACAAUAUGACAUAUGAAUAAAUUUUAAACCUACAAGAGAGAAUUGGGUAUUUUCUAUGUUCAAUAUUGCUAGUCAUCAAAAUGUAGGAUUAACGAAAUUGCAAAUAAAAGAGAUUCCGAAAAGAACCAAAGAAGCACAUGACAAUGUGGAAGAAAUGUAAAAUAUUUUAAUUCUAUAUAUGAAUAGCUGCACUGUUUGUUAUGAUCCAAUAUAAACUGGAAAUGUAUAUAGAUAACUACCAUGCAAUCACAUUUAUCAUUCAAAGUGUAUAAAAGCGUGGCUCUUGAAUCACAAAAAGUGUCCAGUCUGUAAUAUAGAAGUGAUUCUUGGUUCUGAGUAACAUGAAGACCAUAAUCACUAACAAACACAAUGA
This is a messenger RNA of Paramecium octaurelia, 1060 nucleotides long. The record is from the annotation of a GenBank genome assembly. NCBI's taxonomy places the organism in Eukaryota, Ciliophora, Oligohymenophorea, Peniculida, Parameciidae.